Manihot esculenta (cassava) is the source of this 1551-nucleotide messenger RNA. RefSeq names its product probable membrane-associated kinase regulator 1. Gene Ontology annotation, cellular component: plasma membrane. The coding region runs from base 182 to 1213 and encodes 343 amino acids. The record is from RefSeq and is a predicted model, not a curated record. NCBI's taxonomy places the organism in Eukaryota, Viridiplantae, Streptophyta, Magnoliopsida, Malpighiales, Euphorbiaceae. Gene Ontology annotation, molecular function: kinase inhibitor activity. The transcript has a single exon.
UGUUUUCCACUCGCCGCAGCAGAGAGUGAGGUCAAAGAAGUCUCCAUCUCUAUAUCUUCGAAUCAUUAUAAGAAGCAUCCAUCCUUCUCACUCAAUUUUACUUCUCAAAAGUCAUCAUCAUCAUUCUCUCUCUCUACCCCUCUUUGCUGAUUGUACAAUGCAGAUAAUGUAGCAACCACAGAUGGGGAAGAGAAGAGAGAAAGAUUCAAGAUCAUCCCAAACUCUACCCUCGUCACCUUCUCACUCUUUCUCUUCUUCUUCCUCAGAUUUUGAGUUCACCAUCUCUUUGUCUCCUCGCAAAUCUUCCACAGCUCUAUGUCCAGCAGACGAGCUUUUCUACAAGGGUCAGCUCUUGCCUCUGCAUCUCUCCCCCCGCAUUUCCAUGGUUCGUACACUCCUUUUAGCCUCUUCAAGCACAUCUUCCUCUUCAGAUACCACCACCACCGCCUCUCGUUACUCUACCGGCAGCUCCAAUGACUCCACCUCCUCCUUCUGUAACGAUCUUGUAUUGCUCGGAGAGUGUGAUUCUUCAAGACCCAGUUCUGUCACUGAAGACGAUGAGUUCAAGCGGCUUAACAACACAUAUCCUCCUCAUUUUCAAACCCAUGUUCAGUUUAAUCCUCAGAUCAAGAAGAGCAUUAAGUACUUCUCUCUAUCGAAAUUUUCUUCUGUGUUCAAGAAGGAGCCCAAGAACCGCGAAAACGAUGCUGUGUCUGGUUCUUCAGUGAAAAGAAUGAGCGCUACAGCAAAGGAGGUGAUAAGGAAGUACUUGAAGAAAGUGAAGCCAUUGUACGAGAAACUUUCCCAGAAACAACAGCAAAAAAUGGGAGGUGUAAAUCCAAUGCCAACAGAACCAAUAAGCAGCAUCUCAUUCUCCAUAAAAUCAGAUAGACCUGAUUACCACUCUGUAAGGAAUGCAAGCAAAGAAAGCAACCGAGAAUUUUCCCACUCUUUCUCUGGAAACCUGAGGUACCCAAGAAAAAGAAGCUGCGUUUCAAGCUGCCCAUCGUCCAUGAGGUCAUCUCCCAGCCACUCUGGCGUGCUAUAUAGAAACGGGUUCAUGGGUUCAGCCACAAGUAGUAGGGUCGGUGGAGGUAUAUGCUAUGCAGAUAAUUCAUCCAUGGAGGAGUUGCAGACUGCUAUCCAAGGUGCAAUCGCUCAUUGCAAGAACUCCAUGAUGCAAAGCAAGACUGUGAUGAGUAAUGAAAUGUAAUUAAUUAAAGUUGAGAUAUUUAACUGAAGAAAUUAAGCUAGCUAAUUUCACUUUAAUCUCUUCUAGUAACGUGCAUGUGUUGGGUACAUCAAUUAAUUACUUGUGUUUUUACAAGUUCGAUAACUUCGUACGUACUCUUUAAUUUAUAAUUCUGUUUCCAAUAUUUUAAGCUUCAGUUUUGUCAUUUCUAGUUUGUCAUGCAUGUUUAUAUAUGUAGAGAGAGAGAAAGAGAAAGAGAUCCCUGGGCACUUUGAUCUUGGUGACUCUGUAACUUUGUUUUGGAAAUGGGAACCUACUGCCAUUUUAGAUUAAACAACUUUAAUGAUACUUUCUUCUUC